AUGUCCUUCGGCUUCGGCGUCGGCGACUUUCUUGCCGUUUCUCAGCUCGCCUGGAAUCUCUAUCGUUACUGCUAUGUCGUCGCAAGGGGAGCUCCUCAGGAGUUCCAGUUACUUCUUCAGGAGAUUACUACACUAUCUCAAUCGAUCAAGCUCCUAGAGCUUGAAGCCCAAGAUCCAAAUUCGACUCUAGCCCGCUCCGGUGAAGACCGUAUUCUUAUGGUGAAGGAAAUGAUGAGCCGGGUGGAGGUGACACUCAAGGAGCUUGAGAAACAUGCGAAGAAGUAUGAGAAGUUGGGAGAGUCUUCACGUUCAAAAGUCUGA
Messenger RNA from Morchella sextelata, 321 nucleotides. RefSeq lists its product as uncharacterized. The coding region runs from base 1 to 321 and encodes 106 amino acids. NCBI's taxonomy places the organism in Eukaryota, Fungi, Ascomycota, Pezizomycetes, Pezizales, Morchellaceae. The record is from RefSeq and is a predicted model, not a curated record. The transcript has a single exon.